Molecule: messenger RNA, 921 nt
Organism: Euleptes europaea (tarantolino)
Lineage: Eukaryota; Metazoa; Chordata; Lepidosauria; Squamata; Sphaerodactylidae
Product: class II histocompatibility antigen, M alpha chain
Exons: 5
Coding region: 1-921 (306 amino acids)
Biological process (GO): immune response; peptide antigen assembly with MHC class II protein complex; immunoglobulin production involved in immunoglobulin-mediated immune response
Cellular component (GO): MHC class II protein complex; membrane
Molecular function (GO): MHC class II protein complex binding
Source: RefSeq, a predicted model, not a curated record
AUGCAGGCCGGGCGAUGCCGCUGGGGAGGGCUGGGGGUCUGGGCUUGGCUUUGGGGGGCAGCCGCCGCAGCCACCCUUCAAGAGGAGCCCGUCCACCUCUUCUCCCAGGUCUUCUAUUGCCAGAUAGACUCUCCGUUUUUUGGCUUGGCCCAGUCUCUGGACGACGACCAGCUCUUCUGGUUCGACUUCCCCAACUCCAGCUGGCACGCCCGCCUGCCCGACUUCCAUCCCGAGCUGCCCGGCCGGGUGCCCCUGGCCAACGUCAGCGCCCAGCGCGAGCUCUGCGGGGAGCUCCUCUCACUCCUCUCCAACUUCUCUGACCAACACGCACCGAUGCCCGAAGCCAAAGGUAUCCCGCAGAUCUCCAUCUUCACCCGCUACCCCCUCGAGCUGGGAAAGCCCAACACCCUCAUCUGCUCCGUCACCAACCUCUUCCCGCCCUCGGCAGACGUCUCCUGGGAGUGGAACGGGCAGCCAGUGACGCAGGGGGUGUCCACCACUCAGGUCUACCCCGUGAACUGGCUGGGCUUUGAGCGCUUCUCCUACUUGGAGGCGACCCCCCAGGAGGGAGACGUCUACAGCUGCAUCGUCAAGACCCCGGGAGACCAGUACAGCGGCCUGGCCUACUGGGUCCCCAAAGAUCCUGUCCCCUCGGACUUCCUGGAGACGGUUGCGGGAGGUGUGGCCAUCGCAGUGGGGAUUUUGUUGGUCAUCUUGGGAAUCGUCCUAAUUGUCAAGUCCCGCAGGCCCAGGAGCGCAGUGAACUGCCAAGCUGUUCAGCUGAAGACAGGCGGCCCGGCCGUGGGGCACCUGGUUCUCCUGACCCUCAGCUGCGCAGAGCUUCACCCGGCCGACCCGUUUCCAUCCGGUGCCCUGUGGGACUCCAGGCCCAGCCUGCAACGGGAUUGGCGUGCCAGCUAG